Molecule: messenger RNA, 1839 nt
Organism: Clavispora lusitaniae ATCC 42720
Lineage: Eukaryota; Fungi; Ascomycota; Pichiomycetes; Serinales; Metschnikowiaceae
Gene: HOL4
Product: Hol4p
Biological process (GO): transmembrane transport
Cellular component (GO): plasma membrane
Molecular function (GO): transmembrane transporter activity
Source: RefSeq, a predicted model, not a curated record
AUGGUGUGGAAACUAAGAAUCAAGCAGACGGCUUCCAAAAAUGUCACUGGCACUAUUGUCAUGAUGGAUGACGAGGAUGCUACGAAUGCGACUUUAGCCGAAAGUGCUUCCCUAAAACGUACUUCCAACGGUAUUAUUCUCUAUCCACAACCUCAUGAUAGUCCAAAUGAUCCGCUUAACUGGCCCACAUGGCGUAAAGAUUUAUGCUUUUUGAUUAUUGGCUUCCAAACUUUCAUUGGAGGAGGACAGACUCCCAUUUUGGCUGCAGGGUUUUCAUCUUUGAAAGAAGAAUUCCAUAAAUCACUUUCCACGAUAUCGUACCUUGUUGGUGGUUUUAUGAUUUCCCUUGGUGUCGGCUCUGUGUUUGUCAGUCCUACUGCGGUCUUGUACGGCAAGAGAUUGGUGUAUCUUGUCUGUAUUCUCAUUUUCCUUGUGGGUUGUAUUGUUGCAGCUGUGUCAGAGAACUUUGGAACUUUGAUGGCAGGUAGAGUGUUGACUGCUAUAGGAAUGGCCCCCACGGAAAGUUUGGCAUCCGCAAGUUUAAGUGAGUUGUAUUUUCAGCACGAGAGAGCUUACAGAACUGGUCUCUAUACUUUGUUGUUAUUGGGUGGUAAGAACAUAAUUCCGUUGCUCUCGUCCUUAAUUUUGCAACAUUUGAAUAGACAUUGGCUUUAUUGGAUUCUUGCUAUGUUUUUGGGCCUCAACUUCGUGCUUACAUUUUUAUUCGUGCCGGAGACUUUCUGGGAUAGAACUCCAACUCCAAGCAAACGGUCCUUGGAAGAAACUAAAGCUGCGAGACAUGUGGCAAGCUACAUUCCUCCUGAAAGAAGACACCAUGCAUAUGCAUUGUCCAAUAACAUGCUUGAACGUUCUAGUCUCAGUUCCUCAGUUUUGGACGUUUCAGCUAACCCUAAUUCUAAGGAAGAAGACCCAAUAAGUAUCACUGAUGGUACAGUAAAACGUGACAAUAAGCUUGAGUCAAAGACUUAUUUCCAAAGAUUGGCAUUAUACACUGGAAGGCAUAGCCCUGAUAAGUGGUGGAUGGUUGCGUUGCGGCCUUUUUUCCUUUACUUGUAUCCUUCAGUUCUUUACGGCUCUCUCCAGUACUCCAUGUCUGUCGUCUGGUUGAUUGUUAUUUCCGAAACAGUUUCUGACAUUUUUAAAAACCCUCCUUAUGGUUACUCUCAACAGACUGUCGGUUUGUUUUACUUGGGACCGUUUAUUGGGGGAGUUUUGGGUUCUUUGUUAACCGGUUUCACAGGUGAUAGAAUUACCAGGUAUAUGGUUGCGAGAAAUCAUGGAAUCUAUGAACCUGAGUUCCGUUUGAUCAUGUUGAUUCCAUCUACUAUCUUCAUGUGUAUUGGGUUGUUUGGUUAUGGCUGGUCUGCUCAAGUUGCUGAUCCCUGGAUUGCGCCUGUGGUUUUCUUUGGUUGUCUCAGUUUUGGUUCUUCGAUGACUUCCACGACAGUUAUCACUUUCACUGUUGAUUCUUACAAGAUGUUUGCAGCAGAAUCGUUGGUUUCGUUCAACUUUGCUAAGAAUCUUUUGGGGUUCAUCUUCUCCUUAUUCAACACAAAGGUGUACAAAAACAGGGGAGGGAAGAAUACUUUCGUGAUUUACGGAUCAGUGCAAGCAUUCCUUGGAUUGCUAGGCAUUGUCGUUUACAUUUACGGAAAGGUUUUCAGAGAGUGGACGGACAAGAAGGAAAUGAUGAGAGUGCUCUACGUCCCACGGCCACAUCUACACCAUGACCAAGCUUCGCAGGCUUGUAGUGAUAACACGAAGUACGAUGCAGCUGGAGUUGAACAAACUGAGACCGAGAAAGCUGUGAAAAAUUGA